AGCAUAAGUAUGCAUUCAAUGGAUGCACGUAUCAAAGGCAGUCUGCAGUCACACAUGGCAGGUAGGUACCCAUGAGAUAUCCAUGUAGGCAAGGCACGAGAAGUUUGGCUCCAGGCCCCCUCAAUUCGCUCAGACAGACAGACAGAUGAAAACUUCUCGGUGGAGGGCACAGACAGGCAGACAGCCGCACAGGUCAGACAGAGAGGAUCCAUCGACCUUUACACGCCCAUCACCAGCACCACACUCCAUCCAAUUUGAGAAGAAGACACCACCGCCGCCCCGCCCCGCCCCACCGGCCAGCCACGCAAACACCGAAAAAUUCACCCGGUGUGGUGUGUUGGUGUCUGGCCGAUGGAUGCAGGCACCAACAAGCAGGCGGGCGGUUCGGUUGCUAUCUACCAGACCACAUGCCGGCUGAAACAAGCCUCCCUCCUUUGUGAUACAUACCAUACAUACCAUCAUAACAAAUGGAGCGGCGAAAAAGAAAGAAACGGCGAGUCAGUCAGUCAGUCAGUCGAUUAGUUAGAUAGAACACUCACUCAUAUGUAUGAUAUGAAUUGCAUAUAUACGUCACGUCCAUUGAUCAAAAAGGAUGACAGCCGAGUGGCGGACAGGCGAGCAGGCGAGAGAGAAGUAAAAUGGCGGGAAGCAUCCAUGGGAGGGCGUCACUCAGGGGGCGUGGACAGGCGGUCGGUCGGUCGGUCGGCGGGUCUGUCGGUGGUGUGGCGGGCGAUGGUGUGGCGGCGCCAAGGCUGCCACGACACGCACCACACCACACAGGGAGGGAUGAUGCGCUGCACAAGACAGCCAUCCCGUGUGUGGCCGGUGACCAUCCUGCCUUAUGCCUCACUCGUGACGCCUCUCUGAAAUGUGCAUGGUGGAUGUGUGUAUAUGUGAUGAAGUGUGUGUGUGUGUGAAUGUGUGUGCGUAUCAGUCAGUCGUCAUCCUCAAUGACGAUGGGGUCAUCCUCCAACUGCACACACCCAACACACCCAACACACCCACACCGGCGGCAGCAACACACAACAAACAAACACAGCGUAUCUGUCCGCACGCACCCGCCCCCAGCCCACCUCUAUCACGUCUGGCGCCUCAACCCCCUCGUCGCCACCAUCAGCACCACUGGCAGCAGCCGAAGCCGAAGCCGCCCGAGCGAGCCCCGCUCGCCGUGCCCGCUCCUUCUGCUCGUCCUGUCGCUCCUUCUUCAUCAUGCGGUUCCUGAAGGCUGGCUCGUCGACCAGCUCGAGGUGGAAUGUCUGGAUGACCUGCCCGUGAUCCCAGUCCAGCCGCAUUCGCGGCGGGUUGUCGUUGCGCCUCGGGCGCCAAGCCGGGUCGCGGUAGUGCGGGUCCUUGACCAACGCACCUGAAUACAUAAUGAAUGACAACCAAACAGCGCCACAACACACACAGAGAGAGGAGGGGGGGGGGGCGGGGGAGAGAGGUGUGCGUAUGUCUGCGUGUGUUGUGUUGUGUUGUGUUGUGUCGUGUGGGGGGUGGUUGCCUCCGGUGAUGACGGCUCCGCCGCCCUUGAGCGACUGGACGCGAGCAGACUCAACCGACGCCAAGGGCGCACUCGACACACCGGGGGGCUGGUAACGGGCGGGAGGAGAGGGGUAGCGAGGAGCGUUCCUGCACACAACACAACACCAUAAAACAGCACCUAUUCUAGUGCCAUUGGCUGCUCGGCCAGCGACCGACGCCUGACGGGCGGACAUCCAUGCUGCUCGCUCGCUGCGGCGGCGGACGGCCCGGUCAAGGCAUGGAUGUGGGUCGUGUUCCUGGCUGCCUGCCUGCCUCACUGGCCUGUCUGCCUCUCUGUCUCCCUCACCUGUGUCCCCCAUCGUAUCCGCCUGCAUAAUGUGGCUCGUAGCGGCCGUACGAUUCAUAUCGCCCGCCGCCGCCACCACCGUAGCCAUACGGCUCGUAGCGAUACCCACUACCAUAACCCCCAUCCCCACCUCGACCAUAGCCCCCACCACCACCAUGGCCGUGGCCGUGUCCCUGCCCGUGCCCAUGGCCAUGUCGGCGGCGCUCUCGCUGCUGCCGCUCCCAGGCGGGGUUGAGCGUCUCUGGGAGCUCCGUCACGAUGACCUUCAUCCUGCUAAACGCCGACUGCUUGUCAGCCUCCUCCGCCUCCAUCUCCUUCCGCUGAGGGAGGGAGAGGGACACACAGACACACACAGAGGGAGCCGACAUGUCUCGUGUCUCUCACUCUGUUCUCUGUGUCCUUCCCUGUGCCGUGUGUGUCCUUCUACUAUAGUGACGUACCUCCGCCUUGACGAUUUGGAGGGGCUGUGUGCGCUCGAGCUGCUGGGCGCGUUGCUCGUAGGGGUGGACGUUCUGCACCACCGUAUAGUCGUUGCCCUUCACAAUAUACUUCUUGGUCUUGAUGUCCUGCAGGGGCGGCGGCUGCUGCACCACGAGCUGCAUGGCCACACGACGGUCGGCGAAGAAGUUCUGGCACUUGAUGCCAAAGGGCACCGACCCCCGCUCCCCCUGCUUGUCCAGCAGGGGCUGGACGUUCACCAGCCACCGGGACUCGUUCCUCCGCUCGCUCAGCUUGAUGGCCUCCAUCUCCUUGUUGGUCGUCUGGUCGUAGACGGUCGCACGGAUGCGCUCGAGCGUGAUGUCCUCGAAGCUCUGGCUCUUGUGGGUGGAGGGUGCGGCACGGGCGGCGCUCUCGCUCACCUUGGCUACUGCGGGCGCUCCUCCCCCCUCCCGCCCGUCAGACUGGCGGGAGGGAGGAGCCAACCCGUCAGCAGCUGACGCCACUGGCUCCUGCUGCUGCUGCUGGCUGUAUCGCGGCGUGACGGUCUCGCGCUUCAGCUGCUGUCCCUCGUCCAUCGUGUGUCCAGCAGAGGGCAUCGCUGGCGACCUGUGAGACACACAGGACACCACACAGCCAUCCCCCGCACGUUACCUUCCCCUCCUGACCCCUCCUGGCUCUCUCGACCUGACAACGGAGUGUCGACCACUUGAGUACGCAAAAGCUAUCUAACCUGGGACUCCCCUGACCUUCCCUGCCUCUCUGAAACACUGAGCUAUCAAAUUACUUCUUCUCCCGCUCGCAAUUCGGUUACACGGGCUCCCUUCUUUUGCGAGCUAGAGAGCGACGGUUGUUCGUUCGUUCUUUUCAGCAU
Messenger RNA from Vitrella brassicaformis, 3140 nucleotides. The record is from the annotation of a GenBank genome assembly. Lineage: Eukaryota; Vitrellaceae.